UUAUAGUUAAGAACAAAGAUGAUGUAUUUAGUUCAAUAUUAACGGCGUAAUUUCAGUAUUUUAGAAGAUAGUUCUUACACUUCCUGUCGGCUUCUGAAACUUCCGGUUCAAGGAAAAGUGUGAAGUCAUUCUGUUCGAUUUUCUCAUCAAAAACCUCAUCAAAACACAUAUUUGAAAGAAAUAGUCAUGCCAGAACCAGUUGAGAAACCUGCCCCACAACCCCAACCACAGAAAAAGAAUGUGACCAAGGUGGUUGUACAUCCACUUGUGCUUCUAAGCGUCGUUGAUCAUUUCAAUCGGAUGGGAAAAGUUGGAAACAUGAAAAGAGUUGUUGGCGUUUUGCUGGGUUCAAACAGACAAGGCGUGCUUGAUGUCUCCAAUAGUUUUGCUGUUCCUUUUGAUGAAGACGACAAGGAUAAGUCCGUCUGGUUCUUAGAUCAUGACUAUUUGGAGAAUAUGGCUACUAUGUUCAAGAAAGUUAAUGCCAAGGAGAGAAUUGUUGGUUGGUACCACACUGGACCUAAACUGCACAAGAACGAUGUUGUCAUCAAUGAGUUGAUCCGAAGAUACUGCCCAAACUCUAUGCUUGUCAUCAUUGAUGCCAAACCAAAGGACCUCGGUUUGCCUACCGAGGCCUAUAUUGCCGUGGAGGAAAUCCAUGAUGAUGGAACUCCCACCACUAAAACCUUUGAACACGUCCCAAGUGAGAUUGGAGCAGAGGAGGCUGAAGAAGUCGGCGUUGAACACUUACUCAGGGAUAUCAAAGACACAACAGUGGGUACCCUGUCACAGCGCAUCACCAACCAACUCCAAGGCCUGAAAGGACUACACAGCCAGCUGCAGGACAUCCACAGCUACCUUGAGAAAGUCGCACAAGGAAAACUCCCGGUGAAUCACCAGAUCAUUUAUCAUCUCCAGGACGUGUUCAACUUGUUACCAGACGUAAAUCUGCAGUCGUUUGUCAAAGCUGUGUACGUCAAAACAAACGACCAGAUGUUGGUGGUGUAUCUUGCGUCGUUGAUUCGUUCCGUGAUUGCGUUACAUAAUCUCAUUAAUAACAAAAUCCAGAAUCGGGACACUGAGAAAAACGAGGGCAAAGAUAAGAAAACCGAGGAUAAGGAUAAGAAAGAUAAAGACAGUAAGGAUAAAAAGGAUGCAAAGGCUGCUGGAGACAAGGAGGAGAAGUCAAAGGAUACUAAAGAGAAGAAAGAAGCUGCCAAAAAGUGAUAACAACUAACUGUAUGUUUGGUAAUUUGAUUUUGAAAAGUGAUGUUCUGAGCUAUUUACAUUCACUCCACAAACUUUGUUUGAGAAAUGUACAUGGAAAUGUUCACAUUUGUGACAUGGACCGACAUUUUGACUUUCCGCAACAGUUUAGUGGUGGCUCUUUCAAAAUUGUUCGUUUGGUUGAGACAUCUGGAGACAAUAUCUAAGAUUUUCUUUGCUGUCGGUUAGAUAUGAUGAACAAAAAUUUUUGUAAAUAAAGGAUGAAAUAUA
This is a messenger RNA of Lineus longissimus, 1497 nucleotides long. RefSeq names its product 26S proteasome non-ATPase regulatory subunit 7-like. Gene Ontology annotation, biological process: proteasome-mediated ubiquitin-dependent protein catabolic process. The record is from RefSeq and is a predicted model, not a curated record. The transcript is spliced from 6 exons. The coding region runs from base 187 to 1227 and encodes 346 amino acids. Gene Ontology annotation, molecular function: protein binding; metallopeptidase activity. Gene Ontology annotation, cellular component: proteasome complex; proteasome regulatory particle. Lineage: Eukaryota; Metazoa; Nemertea; Pilidiophora; Heteronemertea; Lineidae.